CCAGGAAAAUGUUAAGCUGCUGGGAAACUUUCUGCGUCCUGGUAUUUCCAGUCUCGUCCUAUUUCUUUCACAUUGUCGCAUAGCUCCUGUUCCCUGCUCUCACCUCUUAUUUUAUUUAUUUUUAGACGUUUCAGGGUUGGUUUAAUUGAAAUUCUCCUUUUUUUAUGCUGUAUACGAGCUGAGUUGUUUACUAGCAUCCUACACUGUGUGACACUGUGACUGCACAGUUUCAUCAUUUUUGCCCAUAAGGAAGGCGACUCUGGAAACUGCUCGAGACUUUCUAUUGGAGCAAGAUGUCCUCAAUGUAUAACCGAUCUAAGGAUUUCCCCAGGUCGCGGAUGUCCCAGUCGGAUUCUCCACCUUCCUCUCCUUCUCCGACAGCAAAGACGUUACGUCAUGAGAGAUUAGCAAGGUUGGAUUCUGGAAGUUCUAGCCUUGCUUCAGCAGACAGCAACAGUGACCGCGCUGUACGAGUGAGUGCCCAUACUCGACGGGAAAAUCGCUUGGCAUCACUUGGGAGUAAGACUGAGGAAGAAAAUUCUAAAGAUUUCAAAAAGCUGUACGAGAGUGCUUUCAGUGAAAAUGAGAAGCUCAAAAGCAACCUUCGAGAGGCACAAUUGGAGCUUGCCAAUAUUAAGUCCAAGCUGGAAAGAGCUGCGAAGAAACAGGACCAGUCAUCAAGUCAGGCCGGGUUGCUUGAGGCUGAAAAGAGAGAGAAGAGAGUUUUGGAGCGCAGAAUGUCUGAUAUGGAGGAUGAUCUCAAGGUUCUCUCGGACUUGAAAUCUGACAACCAGCGUCUGAAGGAUGAAAAUGGAGCUUUGAUUAGAGUGAUAAGCAAACUUUCCAAAUGACCUUCUGAAUUACUAAAGUGGAAUACUGUAGCUAAGCAAACAAGUUGUAACCAUUCAUUAAGACAUAUUUUUACACUGAUGACUGAGGUGCCACCACAAAAUUGACACUUGAUGCUUUUUUAAUAUAUAGUAACAUAGUAACAUAGUAAUUGAGGUUGAAUAGAGGCAAAAUGCCCAUUGUGUUCAACCUGUAUUCUGUAUUAAGUUGAGUUGAUUAUAAUGUACCUGCUGAAGUAAUGUUUUAUGACUAGUUAACAACUAUAAAUCAUGUUACACCCGGAUUAUCAACGUCAGUAUUUUAUAUGUUAUAACCUUGGAUAUAAUUUUCAAUCAGAAAUGUAUCCAAUUCUUUUUUUAAAUGCAUUUACAGAGUCCACCAUUACCACCUUCCCUGGCAGGGAAUUCUAAAUCCUUAUUACCCUGACUGUGAAGAACCCUUUCCUCAGUUGCUUACAGAAUUUUCUCUCCUCCAGCCUCAGCGAUUGCCCACGUGUCCUAAACAGAGUUCUUUUAAUAAAUAAUUCCUCUGAUAACUCUUUGUAAUGCCACUUUACAUAUUUGAAGAUAUUAAUAAUGUCUCCUCUUAGACGCCUCUUUUCCAGUGUAUACAUAUUCAACCUAAUAAGCCUUUCCUCGUAUUCCACUCCCUCUAGCCCUUUAAUCAAUUUAGUAGCUCGUCUUUGAACCCUUUCGAGUUCACUGAUGUCUUUUUUAUACAGUGGUGCCCAAAACUGAACACAAUAUUCCAGGUGCGGACGUACAGCGGCAGGAUUACAUCCUUGUCCCUUGUCUUAAUUCCCCGUUUUAUGGGGGUCAUUCCGAGUUGAUCGCUAGCUGCCGUUGUUCGCAGCGCAGCGAUCAGGCUAAAAAUUGUCACUUCUGCGCAUGCGUAUGGUGCGCCCGCACGACGUACUUUAACAAAAGCCAAUGCAGUUUUCACAAGCUCGAGCGAUGCUUUUCAGUCGCAUUGCUGAUCGUUGAGUGAUUGACAGGAAGUGGGUGUUUCAGGGUGGUAACUGACCGUUUUCGGGGAGUGUGUGUAAAAAUGCAGGCAUGCCAGAUAAAAACGCAGGAGUGGCUGGGGAAAUGGCGGAGUGGCUGGCCGAACGCAGGGCGUGUUUGUGACAUCAAAACAGGAACUAAAUAGUCUGAAGUGAUCGCAAGGUAGGAGUAGGUCUGCAGCUACUCUGAAACUGCACAAUUUUUUUUGUAGCAGCGCUGCGAUCCUUUCGUUUGCAAUUCUGCUAAGCUAAGAUACACUCCCAGAGGGCGUAAGCUUAGCAUUUGCACAGCUGCUAAAAGCAGCUAGCGAGCAAACAACUCGGAAUGAGGGCCAAUGCACGGUAGCACCUUACUUGCCUUCUUUACUGCGCUUUGACAUUGUAUACGGUUAUUAAGCCUAUUAUCAAUGAGUACCCCCAAAUCUUUUUCCAAUACUGUUACCCCUAGACUUUCCUCAUUUAAUAUGUAGGGUGCACGUUUGUUUUUAGUCCUGAAAUGCAUAACCUUGCAUUUUUCUAUACUGAACCUCAUUCUCCAUUUAAACACCCAGAUUUCAAGUUUAGAUAAGUCAUUCUGCAAAGACUCCACAUCUAUUUCCGAAUUAAUUACCCUACACAGUUUAGUAUUAUCUGCAAAGAUUGACACUGUGCUUUCCAGGCCUAUAUCUAGGUCAUUGAUAAAUAUGUUGAACAGUAGUGGCCCGAGUACGGAUCCUUGUGGUAUUCCGCUGACUACUGGUGUCCAGCUUGAGGACUUCCCGUUGACCACUACUCGCUGUACCCUGUUAUCCAGCCAGUUACUUAUCCAUGUACAAACACUUUUCCUAGGCCAAGCUCUUUAAUUUGAUGAUCAGUCUCCCGUGAGGCACUGUAUCGAAGGCUUUUGCAAAAUCUAAGUAUACCACAUCCACUGCUUUUCCCUGGUCAAGAUUGUCGCUCACUUCCUCAUAGAAGCUAACGAAGUUUGUUUGACAUGAUUUGUCCAUCACAAACCCAUGCUGGUUCUUGCUAAUAAUCUUAGCGGUCUGCAGAUACUCCUGUAUGCUAUCCCUUAGAAUUCCUUCCAAUAUUUUCCCCACUAUAGAUGUCAAACUAACCGGUCUGUAGUUACCUGAAUGAUUUUUGGAUCCCUUUUUAAAUAAUGGCACUACCUUAGCUAUAUGCCAAUCCUUUGGUACCAUGCCUGAUCUAAUUGAACUAUUGAAAAUCAAGUAUAGGGGUGUUGCUAGUUGUGACCUAAGCUCCAUAAGAACCCUCGGAUGAAGUCUAUUAGGGCCAGGUGAUUUAUUAAUCUUAAUUUUGCUUAGUCUCUCCUGGACUACUUCUUCACUUAAACAAGUAUUUAACCAUGAAUCAUUACUGUCACUAUCAUUAUGCACUACUCCCACCAUCAGUUCUUCUCUGGUGAAACUGAUGAAAAAAAUGUGUUCAGUAUUUCCGCUUUUAUUUCGUCAUCAUUUAUCAAUACUCCAAAUUCAUCUUUUAUUGGACCUAUAUUCUCUUUUUUUAACCUUUUACUGUUUAUGUAUUUAAAAAACUUUUUAGGAUUGGUUUCACUCUCUAUAGUGAUUUGCUUUUUGUUUUCAAUUUCAGCUGCUCUUAUUGCUAUUUUGCUCUUUUGUUGCAUUCCUUGUAGUACUGGAGUGACUCCCCCUUUCCCUUAGAUUUAAAUGCUUUGAAAGCACGCUUCAUUUUAUCCAUUUCUGCCUUGACCUUCUUGUUAAGCCACAUUGGUUUGGGUUUGGUACUCCUGCAUUUACUGCCCAUGGGAAUAAAUUUGUGAAUAUUUGUAUCUAGCAACCCUUUUAAAACAUCCCACAUUUCUGAAGUGUUCUUGUUAUGAAACAAAACUUCCCACUCAAUGUAAUUUAAUGCACAUCUCAGCAUACUGAAAUCAGCCUUCCUAAAGUUAAAUGUUUUGGUUGAACCCUUAUAGCUAUGUUUCCUGAACCUGAUGUCAAAUGUGAUCAUAUAAUGAUUACUGUUACCCAAAGUCUCCCCAACUUUCGUGUUUGAUAUAAUGUCCACAUUAUUAGUAAUUACUAGAUCCAGAGUAGUUUUACCCCUAGUUGGGUCCCCGACUAAUUGAGACAAGUAGUGACCCUUUAACACAUGAAUCGUUACUCCAAUUUAUAUCAGAAUAAUUAAAAUCCCCAAACACUAGGAUGUCCCCCAAUCCCGCAGCCCUUUUGAUUUGCUGCAAGAGUUGUCCUUCUUCAUGUAUGCUAAUAUCCGGCUGUUUGUAGCACGUGCCUAUGACUAGUUUUUUUGCGUCGAUACCCCCACUUGAGAUUUCAACCCAUAGUGACUCCACAUUAUCGUCAGUCCCCUCAUAAAUAACCUCCUUUAAGUAUGGUUUAAGAGAUGGUUUAACAAAGACAUACACCUCCUCCUCUUUUGCUUGCCCUGUCCCUCCUGAAAAGAGAAUACCCCUCCGAGUUUGCAACCCAGUUGUGAGAGUCGUCCCACCAUGUUUCCGUAAUACCUAUAAUAUCAUACUUGGCCUUUGAUGCUAACAAUUCCAAUUCCCCCAUUUUACCUGCUAGGCUUCUUGCGUUUGCAAGCAUACAUUUUAGUUUAGCGGUUCCCUUGUCCAUUUGUUUUUUUAAAGGUAUCCUAUCAUGGUUUACUGGUGCGUCCCUAGAGUUACUCUUACUGACUGUCCUUCUCACUCCCUCUCCACCCCCACCAUACUUAAUAUUGCCCACCUUACUCUUCUCUUUGAUCAACCCAAUGUUUCCGUCUAAACUCUCUGCCCUGACAUAAGUAUUUUCCCUUAUGCUACGUACAUCAUUUUCUAUAUGCUGUAAUGAUGACACAUAAUUGUUGUUAAUGUUUUGGCAAUACAUUUGUUAAUACCCUUUUUAGAACCCAUGUAAAUACCCUUGCCGGCUGCUCUUUCCCUCCCCCCUUCUCCGCCCCCAUUUAGCUCACUACCACCAUCACUACUAGUCUCACUGCAUGACCCAUAGUUUCUAGCUAAACCCUCACCCCAGGCUCCUAGUUUAAAAGCUCCUCCAACUACUAACCAUCCUUUCCCCCAGCACCGCAGCCCCCUCCUCAUUCAGGUGCAAUCCAUCGCGACAAAAAAGAUGGUGUCUGACUGAGAAGUUUGCUCAGUGUUCCAGGAACACAAACCUCUCCUUCCUACACUAGUCUCUAAGCCACACAUUUACCUCCCUGAACUCCCUCUGCCUCCCUGGGCUAGUGCGUGGCACUGGUAAUAUUUCUGAGAAUAUUACCUUAGAUGUCCUUUCUUUUAGUUUCUGGCCUAAGUCCCUAUAAUCUUUCUUAAGGCCAUCCCACCUACCACCUACCAUGCACCAAGACCACCGAGUCGUUCUCAGCCCCUCCCAACAACCUAUCUACUCCAUCCGCGAUGUGCCGUACCUGAGCACCCGGGAGACAACAGACCAUAGGGCGAUCACAAUCCCGGUAGCAGAUUGCUCUGUCUGCCUUCCUGAUGAUAGAGUCCUCUACCACCACCAUCUGCCUGGGCGCCUCUCUAACUUUCAUCCCAUCUGAGCCAGAGGGACCACUCCUCCAGUUGCUAGAGGGAACAGUCUCCUCCGGUUCUGUCAUUUUCUCGUUAUCAUCCACUGAAUCAUCGUCCAAUUGUCCAAAUUUGUUCGGGUUUGAAAGUUCAGAGAUGUUGUGCCUCCCCUUCUUUUUCUUCCUUCUAACAGUGACCCAGCUGGCUACCUGAUUAUCCUCGUCUACCGGUGUCCCCCCUGCAACUUCUCCACCAUCUAAACUUUGCUCGAGAUUAUGAAUAUCUCUCAGUCGCGUAACGGUUUGCUCUAGAUCAGUUACCUGGGCUUCCAGGGCAACCGUUCGCACGCAUCUUGUGCAUAUGUAUUCGCACUGGGUUGGCUGCUCCAGGUGUGCAUACAUCUUGCACGACGCACUGAGUGAGAUUCUCAAUCAUGGCCCCUCCCAUUUGUUUGAAAACUGUAACUCCCUAUUACCUUCCGAAGAACAAUGCAAAAGAAUACAAAACUAUGCAAUACGAUAUUGACUAUGACCUAGCUGUGAUGAGAAUCUAUAUUCACAACACAGCAGAAAUAGCCAAUUCAAUCACAUACACAAUAAAGUAGAUAAUCAAUACUUAUCUGAGUUGGUCCUCUCCUGCGUCACCGAUACUCCUCCUUGCAGUUGUUCCAACGCUCUGCACCUCCUUCUCGCUUGCUGCCGUGCACCCGGCUUCCGGCACCUGCUUCGUCCACAGGUCGCAGUCCUCUCUCACACAGGCUGUGACUGCAGCACCGCACACUCACCCAGCAGCAGAAGCCCUCACACCCUUUCUCUCCACUAGCAGCACACCCUCACUCACUCUCACCCUGCAGCCGCAGAAGCACUCGCACGCUUUCUCACCCCAGCAGCGCACACUCACUCACCCAGCAGAAGCAGCCCUCACACUUCCCUCUUUCACACACUUACUUGCUCACUCAGUCACUUCACUAGCUAUGGUAGCAGCAACGGCCCGGUAGUGGUAGGGAUCUUGCACUCACUCACUCACUCACUCACUCUCACUCCCACACACACAGCAGCGGCAGCACAUACAGAGCAGCAGGAGCACACACAGCAGCGGCAGCAGCAGCGAACCUCUUGCUGCCCGCUCCGCUGUACGCAGCCCAGCGCCGCUUCCCGACUCCAGGCCUCCUCCCGCACGUGCGUGCUCACUUCCGCUUCCGGUCCCCGGAUCUCCGUCAGUGUGUCACUCCUCCUCCUGUCAGCGUGUCACUCCUCCUCCAAUGUGAGUCUCCUCCUCCAAAGUGAGCCCCUUGUCCAAGUGCAUAUAUUUAAAGAAAAAUUGAUUUAUUAUUAAAAAGGAAUAUUGUGUAAUAACACCAAUCUGAGACCUGCAAUGCAGUACUAAAAAUAUAGAUUUUUUUUUUCCAUAUAUAGACUGUUACAAUCAGUGGUAGCUCCUAUCUGCUAUCUUGAGUGGGACUGCCAGCACCUCCCGCUGCUCUGCCGCACCUCCCACCACUCUUCCUGACACAUUGUAACACCAUGAGGGAAAGGGGAAUAAAGAAAAAAAAAAACAUGCUUGCUCAUGCGCAAAAGCUGCAGUCAGUGUAGUAGAAGAAGGAAAAAAACACUACAAACUUGUGCAUGCACACUGAUUUCUAGGGGCUAGAUUGGCUGCAGCCCCUAGAACAGGCAUUCUCAACCUCGGUUCUCAAGGCACACUAACAGUGCAGGUUUUAGUGAAACCCAUGCUUGAGCACAGGUGACUUAAUUAGUACCUCAGUUAUGUUGAUUUAACUAUCUGUGCUGAAGCCUGGAUAUCACUUAAACCUGCAUUUUUUGUGUGCCUUGAAGACUGAGGUUGGGAAUUCCUGCCCUAGAAGCACAUUAUGGCUGGCAUGCGAACUUGUGCAUGUGCACCCCAAUCCCCCUUCUUCUCUGCUCAGAGCUGAAUUAAGGCUUGGGGGCCAUGGGCACUUUACAACAGGGGAACCUAAAGUCUUCCCCACUAAUUUAACCAAUUAGCUUGCAAAUAUAUAUAUAUAUAUAUAUAUAUACCGUAUAUACUCGAGUAUAAGCCGACUUUUUCAGCACUUUUUUUUGUGCUGAUAAAGCCCCGUCGGCUUAUACUCGAGUCAGUGCUGGCAGUGCAGUGCAGUGGGAAGG
Molecule: messenger RNA, 7492 nt
Organism: Pseudophryne corroboree (corroboree frog)
Lineage: Eukaryota; Metazoa; Chordata; Amphibia; Anura; Myobatrachidae
Product: protein phosphatase 1 regulatory subunit 12B-like
Exons: 7
Coding region: 294-851 (185 amino acids)
Cellular component (GO): Z disc; A band; cytoplasm
Molecular function (GO): protein kinase binding; enzyme inhibitor activity; phosphatase regulator activity
Source: RefSeq, a predicted model, not a curated record